GUCUGCCGUUGGGAAGGUGCUGGACACUGGCAAGGCGGCUUUGAAUGCUGUCAGGAAGAAGCGAGAUGAAGCACCAACGAAAUCGGAAACAAGGGAACAGAGAGGUGACGUGUACAGGAGACCAGGUGGAGGCUUGUUUGAAGGACUGGUUGGGAGGGCUGUGGGUGGAUUGUUGGGAGGCGCACUAGGGGCUGUGAGGGACCAGAUUCAAGAGAGCCAGAAAGAGGCAAGGUCCGUUUAUCAAACAGCUUCAUCACAAGUUAUGAACAACGAAGAAAUAAGGCGGAGAAUCUGGAAUGCCUGGAACAAGGCUUAG
Ostreobium quekettii is the source of this 316-nucleotide messenger RNA. Lineage: Eukaryota; Viridiplantae; Chlorophyta; Ulvophyceae; Bryopsidales; Ostreobiaceae. The record is from the annotation of a GenBank genome assembly.